This is a messenger RNA of Leptopilina boulardi, 1282 nucleotides long. Its product is annotated as transmembrane emp24 domain-containing protein 7. Gene Ontology annotation, biological process: endoplasmic reticulum to Golgi vesicle-mediated transport; Golgi organization; intracellular protein transport. The coding region runs from base 194 to 832 and encodes 212 amino acids. Lineage: Eukaryota; Metazoa; Arthropoda; Insecta; Hymenoptera; Figitidae. Gene Ontology annotation, cellular component: endoplasmic reticulum; Golgi apparatus; endoplasmic reticulum-Golgi intermediate compartment. The record is from RefSeq and is a predicted model, not a curated record. The transcript is spliced from 3 exons.
GAAAGAGAUAAUAUCCGGCCACGUUAUAAAAGUCUUUUUUUGAGCUGCGUGAUAUUUAUGUUACACCGGGAUUUUCCAGAGGAAAUAUUUUUUCAAUAAAAAAAAAAAUACGUGAAUAAAAUUUUACUCGCGACAACUUUAAAUGUAAUUUUAAUUAAUUUAAAUAAACAAUUGAACUUGUGAAAAAAAUAAAAUGGACUACUGGUCAGUGUGUUUUCUUUUUGUCUCAUUUUUUGCCACGAUAUUACAUGUCAAUGGCAUCGAGUUAACCUUCGAAUUACCCGACAAUGAAAAGCAAUGCUUUUAUCAAGAUAUUGAGAAAAAUGUUUCAUCUACACUAGAAUUCCAGGUUGUAACUGGAGGUCAAUAUGAUGUGGAUGUGACGUUAGAAGCACCGAGUAGAGAAAUCAUUUAUCGUCAAGUGAAAUCACAAUUUGAUUCCUACACAUUUACGCCAUUAAUGUCAGGUCCCUAUAAAGCAUGUUUUAGCAAUGAAUUUUCAACAUUUUCACAUAAAAUUGUUUACAUGGACUUUCAAGUUGGUGAGGAACAACCAUUGCCUGGUGUUGGCGAACAUGUAACUGUAAUGACUCAGAUGGAAUCGGCGUCGCAAGAAAUUCACAAGAGUUUGUCAACAAUUCUCGAUUUACAAACGCAUCAUCGUUUACGAGAAGCGCAAGGACGUAAAAGGGCAGAAGAUUUAAAUGAACGUGUUCUUUGGUGGUCUUUACAAGAGACUCUCGCAAUUUUAAUUAUCAGUAUUGGACAAGUGUAUAUAUUGAAAAAUUUCUUCACAGACAAAAAACCAUAUCAAACACUUUCUAAAAUGUAAUUUAAAACUAGGAAAAAUAUAAUUUUUUUGAGGGUCAUUUAUUUUUCUUUUUUUUUUGAAAUAAUUUACCUCGCUAUGAAUUGUGUGUAUUAUAUAUGUAUAAUGAGAACUCCUUUCAUUAUUGAACCAAAAAAAAAGACUGGAGUUUUAAUUAUUUCAACAAAAAAAAAAAACAACUGCGUGUCAUGUGUGUAACUUGAAUAUAUUAAUUAAUUAAUUAAUUAAUUUAUAAGGAAAAAAAGUGUACAAUUUUUUUUUGCGAGAGCAAAUAGCGAGAUAAAAAAAGGUGUAAAAAAAUCAUUUGAAAUUUUAUUUCCCGUUUGUACGUCAAGUUGUAAUUUAUAUAUUUGGGAGAAUGAAGUAUAAAAGAAAUGAUUUUUUUCUAAAAAAUCUAAAUUGCCUUUUUAUAUUGAGUGCGAUUUGUAAUAUAAUUAAAAAUAGUUGUGUAAA